GACAGUAAAAAGGGAAGCAGAGCGCGAGCUUGCACAGCCGUUCUAAGCCGAGAUAAAGCGGACCAGUCAACACAAAGAGAAGACGGAAUAUAGAAGAGGGGAAAUUGUUUCUUUUCUCAACCAAUUUGCUUUACGAAGUAUGGUGACAGCACUGGAAAUGAAGCACUAAGUCAUCGCCCAAGGACUGCAAACAGGUCACUAUCAGCUUGUUAAGCCCUGAUCAUUGGCUGCUCAAUUAAGCUCCACUUUCUGCCAGCUGUGCACUCCUGCUGUUGAGGCUUUGGUAUGAGCUUAUUCGGAAGGAAAGCGCUGACGUUGCUGAGCAGCGUGUUCGCUGUUUGCGGCCUCGGCCUGUUGGGGAUCGCCGUGAGCACAGACUACUGGCUCUACCUAGAGGAGGGGGUCAUCCUUCCUCUCAACCAGAGCAUGGAGAUGCGCAUGUCCCUUCACUCUGGUCUCUGGAGGGUUUGUUUCCUAGCUGGGGAAGAGAAAGGCCGGUGUUUUACCAUUGAGUAUGUGAUGCCAACAAAUGUCCAAAUAACAUCGGAGUCUACUGUUAGUGUACUCAAGAUGAUCCGCUCUGCUACACCCUUUCCUCUGGUCAGCCUCUUCUUCAUGUUCAUUGGUUUUGUACUCAGUAACAUCGGCCAUAUUCGACCACAUCGUACUAUCCUGGCUUUCGUGUCUGGAAUCUUCUUCAUCCUUUCAGGUCUUUCUCUGGUCGUUGGCCUGGUUUUGUACAUCUCAAACAUUAAUGAUGAAAUGCUGAACAGGACCAAGUCCAAUGAGGCUUACUUCAGCUACAAAUACGGCUGGUCCUUUGCAUUUGCUGCCAUCUCCUUCCUGCUCACUGAGACGGCAGGUGUCAUGUCAGUGUACCUGUUCAUGAAGCGAUACACAGCAGAGGAAAUGUACAGGCCCAAUCAGGGCUUCUACAGGCCUCGCCUCAGCAACUGCUCAGAUUACUCUGGCCAGUUUCUCCAUCCGGACGCGUGGGCGGGACGUGGCCGCAGUCCCUCCUCCAUCUCCUCUGAGGCCUCCCUGCAGAUGAACUCCUCCAACUAUCCAGCCCUCCUUAAAUGUCCAGAGUAUGAACAGAUGUCAUCCUCCCCCUGCUGAGGCAUUGGGCCUAUGUGAUAUAGCUCUAUGCUAGCAUCCACUAGGGUUGAUUUUUUUCUGCCCAUAUUUUGGCAUGUCGUCAAAUAAUUUGAUAUCAUCCAUCCUGAAGUCCUCACUUAGGAUGAUUGUAACAUGGCCUGAGUUCACUUUGCUCGCUCAAUCGCUAAAUUGUAGUUAUAAUUUUUGGUUUCGAAGCAAAAAAAAGCAAAACUUAAGACUGUUUUAUGUGUUUCAGAUAAAAGAGGAAGGUUAUAUGAGAUUAUAGUUGAAGCUAACUUGCAAAUAUGCAUGUUAAAUGAAAAAUACAAACAUAUGGAACGCAAGUUUACAUAGAAAGCAUUAACCAAUCGGUAUUUUUGUCCACUUUAAGUGUGGAGGAAACUUUCUCAGGACUGGUAACCCACAAUGUGUAUUUGCUAAGUGAUAUCAUGAUAUUCCUAUUUAAAAUGCACUAAGAGCUGUGCUCUGCUGCUGCACAUAUGAUGUGCGCACCCUUUUUAAGAGCAUGUUUACAUUACGUUCAGAACCCUAUUUCAGUUCAAAUGUAUUAAAGUCCAAACCCUGGGGAGCCAAUACAUUACACACUCAAAAUCAGCUUUAUUUAUACAAUUCUUCCUUUUUUUAUGAGGAAGUUUUUUUUACAGGCUUAUAUGAUGGAAGUGAUGAAAAAGGUUGAUUCAUAUUCAUGUAAAUAUUUAUAAUUUUAAAUCUUAAAAUAUCUCACUGUAAAAUCCUAAAUUAUACAGACUGUUGUUCAACUUCCGGAAAAAAUGUAUUUUUUAGCCUCACUUCACUGAAGUAACA
This is a messenger RNA of Cyprinodon variegatus (sheepshead minnow), 1923 nucleotides long. RefSeq names its product calcium channel, voltage-dependent, gamma subunit 5 (gene cacng5). Gene Ontology annotation, biological process: positive regulation of synaptic transmission, glutamatergic; neurotransmitter receptor transport, postsynaptic endosome to lysosome; postsynaptic neurotransmitter receptor diffusion trapping. Gene Ontology annotation, molecular function: voltage-gated calcium channel activity; channel regulator activity. The record is from RefSeq and is a predicted model, not a curated record. The transcript has 7 exons. Gene Ontology annotation, cellular component: AMPA glutamate receptor complex; postsynaptic density membrane. Bases 286 to 1119 code for a protein of 277 amino acids. NCBI's taxonomy places the organism in Eukaryota, Metazoa, Chordata, Actinopteri, Cyprinodontiformes, Cyprinodontidae.